CUUGUGGCGUGGAUUCUUGAAUGCGUGAAGAAUAAAAGCUUCUUCGAAGAUCCUCUUCUUUCCUUUUUCCUUUUCCUCAUUUCCCUUUGUCAGUGUGGACUUCUCUCUCAAAGACAAUGAAUCCCCUAUCAUGUAUUGUUUUGUCAGUUCUUCUUCUUUCUUUUAUUAUCACCAGAUAUCGAAAGAACCUCUUAUCGGCAUGGCGGCCACAAGACGCCCAACAGUCAGGCUUCAAUGAGUUCAAGAGGAUGGCUCCUUACCCGGCCCAGCCCAUCAAGGGAAGGGAAAGAUACCGGGUCAUGAUGGACAUUCGAAAGUUGGACGUGGAGAACUGGCUCACCAUUGAUAAGAACUAUAUGGACGAGCAUGAAGUCCGAAGCCACUUGUUGCAAACUGAGAAGAGCAAAGUUCUUCAAUGUCUCCCGGAGUCGUACGACGCAUGCUUGGAGGCACUGGAAGAGGUGGUUGAGUUUCUCUGCCAGCGGUUCUCGAACGUGUUCGAACAGAAGAAGUGCGGUGAUGAGACGAUAGUCCACAACAAGAUGACCGGAGAGACAUUCGCCUUUGGAGGGGAAAACAAGGAUGUUGACCCACUUGAAAUUGCCGUCCGAUUGACAAUGGAAGACCUGAGCAUCUUGAUGAAGAACGAGGAUAAUGAAUAUUAUUUGGCCGCCAGUGCAAGCCUUUUCCCCGUCGGCUGGACAGUCCAGGACCGCAUUGGCUGGACCAUCUCCAAGCUUCACAAUCCGGUACCUCUGUGGCAUCAGCAAGUUGCCAACUCGGUCAGCAAAUUCUUGGCUCGACUCACACCUGCGUCGCCUAUGGAGAGAUCCAAUUACUUUGUUGAAGUGAAGCGGCCUGACGAGGACCUGUUCGACAUCCUCUACCGGCCAACCUCACUGUCUGAAGACAAUCCGGAUCCCACGCCGCAGGAAAUUGUCAUUCGUCGCGAACGGCAAACUUUCCGGCGGCUGCCUCGGACGGGGACCAUCGUGUUUGGGGUCAAGACCAUUCUGACCACGUUGGAUGAGCUUCCGAUGCAGGAGCUGCAAAACCUAGCCAAAGAAAUCAAAAGCUGGCCGGAGUAUGUGGGUGAGUACAAGGGGAGAGAAGUCUGGGGACCCAAGGCUUUGGAAUAUUGCGAGAAGAAGACGCGGUUGUAUCAACAAGAUCCCGAGAAGAUGGAGGUGUAAGACGGGAAGGCGGCGGAAGGGCGCCAUUGCAUGGGAGGCUUUUUGUGGCAUUUGUUCGGUUUGGCAUCAUUUCUUGCAUUGGGCCAUCAAAACGGAUGGGCGGCUGUCUGAUUGAAAAGUCAUCGGUCUUAGCAUUGUCUCUGUAUUGUUUAUCUUUUUCUUCUUGUCCUUCUUCUUUGAAUAUGUUCAACACUUCUUACGUUACCCAAUGUCCUUGUUCAUGAGACCUUAUACCAGCAAGACCCUCUCAGACCAGCCGAAAAUGCACUCUUUUUCACUCGUGAGAGAUAUCCAUAACUUUUGAAUCUCAGAUAUACAGUCUGCAGGACCGUGAUCGAAAAUAUCAAUGCUCUCCAUGGCCGGCAUCAUCUAAUGUCAUAGAGAAAACAAAAUAACCCGACCAGAACAAGGGGGAAAC
Messenger RNA from Aspergillus sclerotioniger CBS 115572, 1611 nucleotides. Its product is annotated as heme-dependent oxidative N-demethylase family protein. NCBI's taxonomy places the organism in Eukaryota, Fungi, Ascomycota, Eurotiomycetes, Eurotiales, Aspergillaceae. Bases 249 to 1193 code for a protein of 314 amino acids. The transcript has 3 exons. The record is from RefSeq and is a predicted model, not a curated record.